This is a messenger RNA of Apus apus (common swift), 2639 nucleotides long. It is a transcript of the gene RANBP1, whose product is annotated as RAN binding protein 1. Gene Ontology annotation, molecular function: GTPase activator activity. Gene Ontology annotation, biological process: nucleocytoplasmic transport; positive regulation of mitotic centrosome separation. Gene Ontology annotation, cellular component: nuclear pore; centrosome; cytoplasm. The record is from RefSeq and is a predicted model, not a curated record. Bases 192 to 863 code for a protein of 223 amino acids. NCBI's taxonomy places the organism in Eukaryota, Metazoa, Chordata, Aves, Apodiformes, Apodidae. The transcript has 6 exons.
UCUCCACCUCUUCCCCCAGCCCGGGUGACUGAACCCUUCGUGCCCGGCCAGAGGAGUAGCCCCACGUGUUCUGUGUCGCGGCAGGGCGGGAUCUUAUCGUGAUAACGGGAUCUGCAUUUCUCUCACAUGUGGCUAUUGUGAAUUACGCGUUUCUUACAGCUUCUGUAAUUAAUUGGUCAGGCGCAGAACGGAUGAUGAAUUACCGUGUGGAAUGUGCUACCAACUACUGGAGGAGACAAUAUAUAAAAGAACCACACGAGGAGCACGAUACUUCCACUGAAAAUGCAGAUGAUUCUAACCAUGAUCCUCAAUUUGAGCCCAUAGUUUCCCUUCCUGAGCAGGAAAUAAAAACUCUGGAAGAGGAUGAGGAAGAACUCUUUAAGAUGCGAGCAAAGCUAUUCCGAUUUGCAUCUGAGAAUGACCUUCCAGAAUGGAAAGAACGAGGAACUGGUGAUGUGAAACUCCUGAAACACAAGGAGAAAGGAACAAUUCGCCUCCUUAUGAGGAGGGACAAAACCCUAAAAAUCUGUGCAAACCAUUACAUCACACCCUUAAUGGAGCUGAGGCCCAAUGCUGGAAGCGACAGGGCAUGGGUCUGGAACACACAUGCUGACUUUGCAGAUGAAAGCCCCAAGCCUGAACUGCUGGCAAUCCGAUUUUUAAAUGCAGAAAAUGCACAGAAAUUUAAAGCAAAAUUUGAAGAAUGCAGGAGUGAAGUAGACAAGAGGGCAAAGAAAGCAGGCACAGACAAAAAUGAUAGUGCUGAUAAAGUUGCUGAAAAACUAGAAGAGCUUUCUGUAAAGGAAGAAAGCAAAGAAUCUGAGAAGAAAGAGACCAAGGAAACAUCUGAAGAAAAGCAAUAAAUCAUCCUGGGCCUUGCCGUUUUUCCUUUAUUUUUUUUCCCUUUAUUUUUAUUUUUUAGGGUUUAGGGAUUUCUCAUUUUUUGGUGUUCUGUUUUUUUUUUUGUCUGUUUAAUUUUUACAAGGGACUUUAUAAGAAACUGAAUUCAGUGUUCAGGUUGUUUUUUCUAAGCUUUUGCCCUUUUGAAGAUGUCUUCAGAAAAUCCAUUCCCCAGUCAUGAAAAUGUACUGUUCUUUCUUUUCCAUAGUGGAAACACUUAUUUAUAGUCAUCCAAAAGAGUGAAUAAAACUUGAAAACAGUAUCAGAGGACAGAACUGAGUUUUCUGUAUACUUCAAAGGCUUCUGAACACAGUUGUUUCAUCUGGUGUUGAUACACAUAUCAUCAUACCUGUGGAUUAACUAGAUUAACAGACUUAGCCAACAGGGAAGUUAAGAUUACAUACAUGUUUCUGAGAUGGCUUCUAAAACUAAUAUGAAUGAUCUUUCACACUUUUCUGCUGUGUGUUCCUGAGCAGGGAAUGUGCCUCUUGAGUCUAGAAAUGCAGCAGACCUCUGGAAUUGGGUGACAGUGUUCCUAAUGGUUCCUAAUGUUAAUGGUGUUCCUUCAGACAGUGAGAAUAAAGGUGGGGAAGAAAACAUACUACGUGAGACUUGAGAAGUAUUUUGCUCUGCAUCCCCACUCCCCCCAAAUUUGUUAAUGCUACAAAUGCUUAAGUCUAGCACAAAGUUGUUGCUGUGGUUCCAGAUCUUCCAUGAUCUACUUGCUGACUGAAGGUAGUAGGAGUCUCAUACUAAGGUGUAUGCAAAGGAAUCUUAACAUUUGAGUACCUUACUAUGAGAGUCUGUGUCAGCAUAUUGUAAAAGCUGUGCUCUAAAAUGCAUAAGCUCAUUUUUCAGGCCUUUGGAGCUUGCUAUGAACUUGUUUCUACAAGUUUUAAGGGUUCUAAACUUUAUAGAUGGAUGGUGGGAGGCUGUCCCUCUUGGAGAGAGGUGGUCUGACAUUCACUUUGAAACAGUCAAUUAUGUUGUACAGGCUUGAGGAGCACUCUCCUUGCCAGAACAGGCAAAUUGAUCAAAUAUCUUCCCUGCAAAUGUUCUCUGUUUAUCCAGUGUUAAGUUAGUGCUGAUGAGUAGGAGAAUAAACUAUAGUAAGCAAUAAAAUCAAUACAAUUUUUAAGUCUGAUAGGUGAAUGUUGAUGUUAACUGCUAAUACAAGGCUAGUAUUAGCAUAGUGAUUGAAUUCUGUGAUACUGUUUCCAAAAUAAUUAUGAAAACUGGACAAAACUUGCUAAACUAAGACUGUAUUAUGUAAACAUUGGAUAGCAAGACCUUUUAGUCUUCAUAAAGUGGCUUUCCAAGCAGGUAAGGCUUUGUGGUCUACCUGAGGAAAAUGUGUUUUUAAAAAAUCUUUUCUUUCUACUUAACACUGCCUUUUGAUGCUACAAUGAUCUAGUCUUAAGUCUGGAACUGUAGUUAAGGUACUCGCUUCAUUCAAACUAAGGAAUUCCUUUGGUGUUGCACAUGUUUCCCUUUGAGUACAGCAGGUAUCAAAAGUCUGUUAAUUAACAGAGAUGGUUGAAAGGCAAAAUAAAGUGCUCUUUAGUGUUUCUGGUUUGGAAAUAAGACAAAGCUAUUCUGAAGUACUUAAUAUUUGAAUGUAAAAGCCAAAUCUUUAUCCAUGAGUCACUGUAAAUUCUCUGAUCUGAUAAUGUCAAACUGUCUAAAUUGAUAGAAAUGAGAUUUUAAAUUUUCAAAAUAAAUUUACAUUUUCAUUUAAA